Molecule: messenger RNA, 3767 nt
Organism: Oryza sativa Japonica Group (Japanese rice)
Lineage: Eukaryota; Viridiplantae; Streptophyta; Magnoliopsida; Poales; Poaceae
Product: importin beta-like SAD2 homolog
Biological process (GO): protein import into nucleus; protein export from nucleus
Cellular component (GO): nuclear envelope; cytosol
Molecular function (GO): nuclear export signal receptor activity
Source: RefSeq, a predicted model, not a curated record
UCCUUUCCAUUCCCUCCAACUCAACCCCAUUCUCUCUGGAGUCUUGCUGGUCAAAAAAUAUCCUCAAAAAAGGAAAAGAAAAAAGAACUAGGGUUUACGCUCCAUGGAGGUCGAAGCCCAGACCUCGGCCGCCGCGGCGGCGGCCGGCGACGAGCUCCGGUCGCUCCUCUCCGCCACCCUGAGCCCCGACAAGGCGGCGGUGGACGCCGCCACGGAAGGGCUCUCCAGGAUCGCCGCCUCCUCCGACCCCCGCUUCCCCAUCUCCCUCCUCGCCGUCGCCGCAGCUGAUGGGGACCAAGGAACAAAAGUUGCUGCAGCAACAUACUUGAAGAAUUACACACGCCGAAAUAUUGACUGGGGGUUGUCAUCACCUGAGCUUUAUAAAGAGUUCCGUGAUCGGCUCGCCCAGGCGUUGCUUCAAGUGGAACCUUUCCUUCUUCGAGUAUUGAUUGAAGUUUUCCGCCAAGUCAUAGAAAAAGAUUUUGUCAAGGAAAAUUUGUGGCCUGAACUUGUCCCCCAGUUGAAGCAAGUGAUCCAGAGCAGCAAUAUAAUAAGUCCAGGCCAGCAUCCUGAAUGGAAUACUAUCAACGCACUCACAGUACUUCAAUCUGUUGUUAGGCCCUUCCAGUACUUCUUGAACCCCAAAGUAGCAAAAGAGCCUGUUCCACCACAAUUGGAGCAAAUCGCAUCUGAGAUUCUUGUACCACUACAAGUGACAUUCCAUCACAUUGCUGACAAGGUUCUGUUGUCACAUGAUGAGACUAAUCUGGAAUACGAGCAACUCCUACUCAUCACGAGCAAGUGCAUGUAUUUCACUGUUAGGUCAUACAUGCCAUCUAGGGUAAAGCAGAUUUUGCCUUCCUUUUGCAAAGACAUGUUCCGCAUACUAGAAUCACUGGAUUUCAACAGUCAAUAUGAAGAUAGAGCCACAACAAGGCUCAAGACUGCAAAGAGAUGCCUCAUCAUACUUUGCACACUUGUUACUCGUCACCGGAAACAUGCUGACGACCAGAUGGCACAUAUAGUCAACAGCGCAACCAGAAUAUCAAGUCAAAGCAUUCAUUUACAUAAACUCGGCCCUCUCUCUGAUCGGAUCAUUUCAUUGUCAUUUGAUGUAAUUUCUCGUGUUCUGGAGACAGGCCCUGGAUGGCGACUUGUUUCACCACAUUUUUCUUCACUUCUGGAUUCAGCAAUUUUUCCAGCUUUAGCAUUAAAUGAAAAGGAUAUAACAGAGUGGGAAGACGAUACUGAUGAGUACAUGCGGAAAAAUCUACCUUGUGAACUUGACGACAUUUCAGGAUGGGCUGAGGAUUUAUUCACAGCAAGAAAAAGUGGUAUCAAUUUACUUGGUGUUAUAGCCCUAUCGAAGGGCCCACCAGUUGUAUCUGCAGCUUCUAAGCGUAAGAAAGGUGAUAAAAGUAAAGGAAAAGGAGAAAGGAGCUCCAUUGGGGAGUUAUUGGUUAUACCAUUCCUGUCAAAAUUUCCUAUACCUCCCCAGGGGGAAGAUGUGUCAUCAAAGGCAGUGCAGAAUUAUUUCGGUGUUCUAAUGGCAUUUGGGGGCCUCCAAGAUUUUCUGACUGAGAAAAAAGAUUUGACAAAUACAAUCAUUAGGAAUCGUAUUCUUCCACUGUAUUCCCUGGAUCCAUGCAGUCCAUAUUUGAUUUCUGCAGCAAACUGGAUUAUUGGACAGCUUGCGUUGUGCCUACCAGAGGCCAUGAGCACAAAUAUUUAUCAUUCAUUAAUGAAGGCAUUGACGAUGGAGGAUUUUGAUGAGUUGAGCUGUUAUCCUGUUCGUGCUUCUGCUUCUGGUGCCAUUGCAGAACUCAUUGAGAAUGGUUAUGCUCCUCCUGAUUGGCUUGUCCUUUUACAAGUGGUGAUGAAAAGGAUAAGCGUUGAAGAUGAAAAUGAGUCUACUCUUUUGUUUCAGCUUCUGGGCACAAUAAUCGAGUCUGGCCAAGAAAAAGUUUUGCCUCACAUUCCUGAAAUUGUAUCUAACAUAGCCAAUACCAUAAUGAAGCUAUUGCCCCCUGUGCCAGAUCCCUGGCCUCAGGCUGUUGAACGGGGUUUUGCUGCACUGGUAUCGAUGGCUCAAGCUUGGGAAAGCUCUGCACCAGAUGAAAACAAGGACAUUGAAAUGAGGGUCUGGCAGUCAGGCCAGUUUGCUAUCGCCCAAACAUUUUCGCAUGUGUUACAAAAGGCUUGGUUGCUUCCAGUUGAGCAAAUGGGGUUAUCUGUUUGCUCUUCAUUGCCACCUCUGUCAUGUGUAAAUGAUGCUUCUAUUUUACUUGAGUUCAUUAUGAGGUCUAUCACCUCUAUGGAAGAAACUGCAAGUAUGAAGGUGUUUGAGCUAGUAGCUAUAUGGGCUGACAUAAUUGCUUGUUGGGAUUCUUGGGAGGAAAUGGAGGAUCAGGGAAUUUUCAAUACAAUCAAAGAAGCUGUUAACUUCCAUCAAAACUUUGAUUCUACUGGUUUCUUCCUGAAAAUACUCCCUUCCCGAUCUGAAAAUAGUUCACAAAGUUCAGUCAUUAGUUGGGUUUCUAGUUUUAUAACCAGGGCCAUUGAAGCUUACCCAUCUGCAACAUGGAGGGCAUGUUCAUGCAUGCAUACACUGCUGCACACUCCUAAUUUCUCUCUUGGAGCAGAAGAUACUAGAAUGACUCUUGCUGUAUCCUUUGCGCAAGCAGCAUUCUCCCGUUUCAAGUCUGUAUCUGACAGCCCUUCUGGGAUAUGGAAACCACUAAUACUAGUCAUUUCGUCAUGCUACAUAUGCUACCCUGAUGCUAUUGAGCAACUCUUACGCAAAUAUGACAGUAACGGUUAUGCGAUAUGGGCAUCUGCAUUAGCACAAAUCUCAAGUAGCUCUUUCAAUCCUGGCUUGUCAUCUGAAUCCGAGAUCAAACUAGCUGUGUUAACGUUAGCAACUGUAAUUGAGCGUCUUUUGGCCCUUUCUACGGGUGGCACCAAACUGUUGCAUGAUUGCUGUGUAUCAUUGAUGGAGUCUUGCAUCCAUCUGAAGGAAGUUCAAGAGGAUGGGGAUGAUGGUGAUGGUGCAGAAGAUCUUGAUGAUGAUGAUGAAGAGGAGGAAGACACCGAUGAAGAUGAUGAGGAUUCGGAUGAUGAUGAUGAUGUACGCGAAGAGACAGAAGAGGAAUUUCUUCAAAGAUAUGCAGCGGCUGCCGCUGGUGAAUCAAUUGAAAUUGUUGAGGACGGUGACAUUGAUGAUGAAACCCAAGACAUUGAAUUGGGUUCCCUGGAUGAAAUGGACGUACAACAAGUGGUUCUUUCGAUGAUGAAGAUUCGUCCUGAUCUCAUUCGCGCUCAAACAUUUCCGGAUGGCCUAAUGGAGAGAAUGGCAGAAACGUUUCCUGAAUAUGAACAGUUGGUCCAUGUUCAUCGGCAAGCCUUGGCGAUACUACAAUAGACUAGUGUGCAGCCUUGUUAUUUAUUGUUUCUAGUUUCUUUUUUUUUAACUUGUAAUAUAUUUAUCUGUGUGUUUAUAUAUUUGUAUGGAAUGGUUGGCCGAUUAUUUUUUAUGGUUAAGGCGAUUAUUAACUAUAUUUUGUGAUUUGGAUCGGAGUAAUCUGGCGGGCAUGAUCUUUUAGGGAGUUCAAGGGUAGUACCAUGAGCAACACAUGGGUUUGCUUCUUGGUUCCUACAACUGUACUUCACUGAGUAGUAUGUAAGCUCCUUGGGAGAUGUCAUGCUUGCAGUACUAAAGAAAGAUUUAGCACAACUUUAUUGAACUUAUAGCAUUAUUAUUUUGUCUA